Molecule: messenger RNA, 1518 nt
Organism: Notechis scutatus (mainland tiger snake)
Lineage: Eukaryota; Metazoa; Chordata; Lepidosauria; Squamata; Elapidae
Source: RefSeq, a predicted model, not a curated record
AUGCCACCGAUGCCCCCGGCCUCCGGGGGUCCCUUGCGGGCUCCCCCGGCGGUGGCCGCCCUCCGCCCGGCUUCUCGCCACGGCAGCCAGCCCAACGUCAGCGGCGAGCCCGGUUGGGCGGCUCCGGGCCACUCGCCCAGCUCCAGCGGCGGCGGCGGCGGCGGAGGAGGAGGAGGGACGGCCAAGCACCGCCAAGCCGCCAGCCCCUUGGCGCACCGCCGGGACAGCAACCCCUUCACCGAGAUCGCCAUGAGCUCGUGCAAGUACAGCGGCGGCGUCAUGAAGCCGCUCAGCCGGCUCAGCGCUUCCCGUCGGAACCUGCUCGACGCCAGCGGACCGGUUGCCGGCACCGCUUCGGGUCCGGAGCCCGGAGGAGAAGCUCAACCUUUGCAACUCUUGGCGUCCGGGCCGCCCCCGCCGGAGAUCGUCAUCUCCCGGGAAGACAACCACUCCCCGGCGGGGCUGUUGCAAGCCAACACGGGCGGGGGUCCCGGGGCCAAACAGCAGCAGCAACCCCCUUCCUCUUCUUCCACCGGGUCGGCUCCGGCCGGCGGCGCCCCCGGGCCGCCCUUCGCCAAGGUGCCCAAGCGCAAGAACCAGAACAUCGGCUACCGCCUGGGCCACCGGCGCGCCCUCUUCGAGAAGCGCAAGCGGCUCAGCGAUUACGCGCUCAUCUUCGGCAUGUUUGGCAUCGUGGUGAUGGUCAUCGAGACGGAGCUCUCCUGGGGCUUGUACUCCAAGGGCUCCAUGUUCUCUCUGGCCUUGAAGUGUCUUAUCAGCCUCUCCACGGCAAUUUUAUUGGGGCUGAUCAUUGCGUAUCACACCCGGGAAGUCCAGCUCUUCGUGAUCGACAACGGGGCCGACGACUGGCGGAUCGCCAUGACUUACGAGCGCAUCCUGUACAUCACUUUGGAAAUGCUGGUUUGCGCCGUGCACCCCAUCCCGGGCGAGUAUAAGUUUUUUUGGACCGCCCGCCUGGCUUUCUCCUACACGCCGUCCCGCGCCGAGGCCGACGUGGACAUCAUCCUCUCCAUUCCCAUGUUCCUCCGCCUCUAUCUCAUCGCCCGCGUCAUGCUCCUGCACAGCAAGCUCUUCACCGACGCCUCGUCCCGCAGCAUCGGCGCCCUGAACAAGAUCAAUUUCAACACCCGCUUUGUCAUGAAGACACUCAUGACCAUCUGCCCCGGCACGGUGCUCCUGGUCUUCAGCAUCUCCCUCUGGAUCAUCGCCGCCUGGACCGUGAGGGUUUGCGAGAGGUAUCACGACCAACAGGAUGUGACCAGCAACUUCCUGGGUGCCAUGUGGCUGAUUUCCAUCACCUUCCUCUCCAUUGGUUACGGAGACAUGGUCCCUCACACCUACUGUGGGAAAGGCGUCUGUCUGCUUACGGGGAUCAUGGGAGCUGGAUGCACUGCCCUGGUGGUGGCCGUGGUCGCCCGGAAACUAGAACUCACCAAGGCUGAGAAACACGUCCACAACUUCAUGAUGGACACGCAGCUCACCAAACGGGUAAGCUCA